This is a messenger RNA of Fusarium oxysporum Fo47, 557 nucleotides long. RefSeq lists its product as uncharacterized. Bases 142 to 387 code for a protein of 81 amino acids. The transcript is spliced from 4 exons. NCBI's taxonomy places the organism in Eukaryota, Fungi, Ascomycota, Sordariomycetes, Hypocreales, Nectriaceae. The record is from RefSeq and is a predicted model, not a curated record.
UCGGCGGGUUUACUACUAUUGUCCUUGUAUAUAUAACGACGGGGCCUGGCCAUCUUCAUCUUGGACCGAUCGACUCACAUACUUGUUAUACCUUGGUCCACGAUUUUUUAGAGUCGAUACAACUUGGUCGGGUUUGUCAUAAUGUGCAACUACAUCUAUAAGGAACUUAGCUGCCAACACCACUACCAUUUGGUAGAAUCAUGGUGUCCCAAGUAUAUCGAGACAGAACGUCGGUGUCCGCCCACCAUCGUGAGCAAGCAGUACUGGGGUGACGACAUUUGUGCUGCCUGCCGCGAACGACAACAACCCAGUAAUCACCCAUGGGCGAAACUGAUUCAACGUCCCGAGUCACGCUUGUCCUACUCUCCUCAAGUUCGUGCGCAAUGAAAACGAGCGAUCCGUCUCGCAGGUCGAGUCCUCGAUAUGUCGCCAACCGAUCUGCCACUCCAACGUCCAAUAAGGCGGCACUCUUCACCUAUCUAUCCAUCCCCGCAUACGCAUACACACAUUCAUACACAUACGAAACCCGACCUCCCGGAUGAGUUGAAACAACAGGA